CUUUUUCGUUUUAUACAUUACCAGAUCUGGAUGCUGCUACACUCGACUCGUCCCUUUGAUGCUCAAACAACGACAAAGACCUCGGGAAUCCUAGCUACGUAGAACACAUAGAUAGAUUGAAGGUGCCUUGAACCUUGAAGCCCCCCAGAGCCUGCAUUUGCGUCGACCCCACCCAUCACCUGAGCACGCAUCAGCCAUCGGACAGCAAGGGCAUCCUGAGAUAAAACGACUAUCUAUUUAGUACCUGGCUGUUUCUCUUGUCUUGCUUUAUUCCUCAACAAAACAGUCUCCAAUAGCCCUCUCCACCAGCUACCAUGGGACGCCCCGAGUUCGACCGAAAGACUGCAUACAUCAAGAAAGGUGAAGUCUGGUUCGACGAUGGCCGCGAAGAAGCGCUCGUCUCGUACAUCAAAUCUCACCCACACGCCGACUCCUUCCAGAACAAACCACACAUCAUCCUCUCCGUCAUCGACGAGUUUGCCCGCACCAAGGACUUCAUGAUGACUGUUGGCCAGUACAAGGGCGCCGUCGUCACCGAUCUCAUCGCAAAGGAGCGCCCGCAAACGAUUGUGGAGAUGGGUGGGUACACGGGGUAUUCUGCGCUGCUGUUUGGGAGUGCGUUGAGAGAUGCUUGGAACGGAGUGGAGGGUGCCAAGCCACGGUACUACAGUCUCGAGAUGAGUGAGAAGUUCGCGGGCAUCAUCAGAGAGUUGGUCAAGCUGGCCGGGCUGGACCAUGUUGUCACUGUGGUCACGGGCAAGGCGGAGGAUGGGCUUCGCGAGUUGAGGGAGGACUUCAAGCUCGAGACGGCAGAUAUGUUCUUUAUCGAUCACUACAAGCCGGCGUAUGUGGGUGAUCUACAACGUGCGGAGGAUUUGGGCUUGGUACGUAAGGGCACGUGGGUUGUGGCGGAUAAUGUGGUGUUGCCUGGGGCGCCGGGCUAUCUGGAGUAUGUGCGUGGAACGGCAAAGGGUGAGGGCAUUAGGAAGCAUGUUUAUGAGAGCAGAUUGGAGGAGAGCUGGGAACCGACCGGCGAGGAGGAUGGACUUGAGGUUUCGAAGUGUAUCGAGGUGAGAUGAAUUCGACUGGGGUACGGGCUCAUUCACUUAUGAAGGCGUGUCCCUUUCUACUACUAUGCUAUGAGCUGUAGACUUAUGAUAUCAGAUGGAUGCCAGUCUAGGUCCCGACGAGUAUGAGGCCACUCUAGACCUAGGCUAUCACGGCUCUGAGAACAAACUGGUAUACCAAUUCGAGAACACUGAAUCUUCUGAAAGGAAACGAAAUGGUAAAGACAAGUUAGACCACGUUCUUGUAGUUGAUUAUGGAGGUAUACUCAAUGAAAUGGGUG
Molecule: messenger RNA, 1348 nt
Organism: Pseudovirgaria hyperparasitica
Lineage: Eukaryota; Fungi; Ascomycota; Dothideomycetes; Acrospermales; Acrospermaceae
Product: catechol O-methyltransferase
Exons: 2
Coding region: 315-1079 (254 amino acids)
Molecular function (GO): O-methyltransferase activity
Source: RefSeq, a predicted model, not a curated record